This is a messenger RNA of Lathyrus sativus (Indian pea), 1134 nucleotides long. Lineage: Eukaryota; Viridiplantae; Streptophyta; Magnoliopsida; Fabales; Fabaceae. The record is from the annotation of a GenBank genome assembly.
AUGUCUCAACACCACCGCGUAGAUCCAAAAAUCUGGCAGGCAUGCGUCGGAGAUUCGUUCACCGUUCCGAAACUUCAUUCAAAAGUAUACUAUUUCCCUCAAGGUCAUUUACAACAUGUCUGCCCUAACACUCCUAACACUCAAAAAAACCAUGGUUUCCGUCCGAUGAGCCUCUGCACAGUCUCCGCCGUCGAUCUAUUUGCAGAUUCUGAAACUCAUGAAGUUUUUGCAAAAUUACUCCUGACUCCCGUAAUUGACGGAAGUGUUGUUCCUCUUGAGACUAGAAACGAAGAGGAUGGUGAUCAGAUUGUAUCCUUCGCUAAGACUCUAACCAACGCUGAUGUUGAAAGCAGAGAUAAACUCUACGUGCCUACGGCCUGCGCCAACUUGAUCCUCCCAGCGCUCCCACGGCUUGAAUCUAGAAAGCAAUCUUUGUUUCUAGAUCUCUUCCUUACGGACGUUUGCGGUGUAGUCUGGAAAUUUCGCCACGUCCACUGUAAAUGUCACCAACACCUGUUCACCACAGGUUGGAGUCGAUUUGUUGAUAAGAUGAAAUUGGUCGGCGGCGAUACUAUUGUGUUUAUUAAAAACUCGUCUGGAAGUAUAUCCCUUGGAAUUCGCAGGAAAACAAGGUUUGCUGCUGCUGCUGCCAAAAUAACUGAAAAGGAAGUUAAUAUAGCAAUAGAAUUGGCAGAGAAGAACGCAGCGUUUGAGGCUGUGUACUAUCCGACAGUUGGUGGUUGUGAUUUUGUUGUUGGAACUAAGACUGUGGAGGAUGCAAUGAAAGUUAAUUGGAUUUGUGGGAUGAGAGUUACACACACGGCGAAGAAUGACGAUACUUCCAAGGGAUGCUUCAUUUUUAAUGGUAUAAUAUCUGCAAUCUCCCAUCCUUCAACUCGUCCAUGGCGCAUGCUUCAGGUUGAAUGGGAUGAACCUUAUGUCCCUGAGAAUCUAAAGCAUUUAAGUCCUUGGCAGGUUGAAAUUAUUGAUUGUAACACAGCUAUACCAGAUAUACAAUUCCCUCCAACAAAAAAGUUGAGAGGUGCUCAACGUUCAAUUAUGUUAUUUGGUCAGAGGAUACAACCUAUUGAAAGUGAUUUGAAUGAUUCUGAUAUCAAUGGAGACGAUGGUUGA